Trichomonas vaginalis G3 is the source of this 1149-nucleotide messenger RNA. Its product is annotated as IQ domain-containing protein D family. Lineage: Eukaryota; Parabasalia; Trichomonadida; Trichomonadidae. Bases 1 to 1149 code for a protein of 382 amino acids. The record is from RefSeq and is a predicted model, not a curated record. The transcript has a single exon.
AUGACAUCAAGGGCAUCAGCCUUAUCUACAAAGCCAAAAAGCCCAUCAAAUGAUGCAGGUGCAAGAAUUUCAUCAAUUGAAUCAAGAAGAAUUCUUGCAGUUCUUCAAGAUACUGCAUCUCGCGUUGAUUUCUCUUUAAUCCUUUCUUCUUUAGAUGAUUAUUUGGAUGGGAAAUUUGAUGCACCUCAAGAAGUUGUAGCAGCGCAUAAUGAAUUCAUUACAGACCAAAAAGCUUUACUAUCAGUAAUGACAGCUGACGGAGAUCCAAAACCUGGCUGUCAACAAGACUUUGAGGAGCUAAGAGAGAUCUAUAAAGAAGCUUCUCGAAGUCUAAUUCGCGUUUUAAGAAUUCAUUCAGAUUAUUUCGAACCAUUAUUAGCUCAAGUUACAAGUAGUGGUGGAGCUACAGUUAAAAUGACGUCAAUGUUCAAAGACCUUAAUUCGAUGGAAGUUUUGCGCUUUUCUACACCCGUCGAAAUUGAGGAAAAACAAAAUCGUCUUGUAAAUGAUAUUAAACUACGCAAGAAAACAAAUAAAGAACUCAUAGAUCAACUCAAAGUACGUGAUUCUAAAACAAGUCGUGAAAGAGAUCAACUUGUUCGUGAAAAAGAAGAACAAUACGAUGCUGUCAAGCAAUUAUUGAUGCAGGCGAAGGCUACAGAGAGUUCAUUACCUGUUGAUGAUGCUCCUCUUGAAGAUGAGAAAAACUCUGAAGAAGCAAUUCGAAUGAAACUUGGCGCAAAAAAGGAGAAAGCAGGGAAAACUCAAAAAACAGAUAAUGAAGAAGAAGGAAAACUGAGAAGAGCACUCAGAAAGGAGGAAGAGGCUUUGCAAAACCUUAUACAGAAAUAUGAUACAGAUAUGAAGAGCUUACUUGAGCAAAAUAAAGAAUCUAAAGUAACUGCAGAAAAUUUAGAAAAAGAAUUAAAAGAACUUCAAAAAGAAGUUGACGCGAUCAAUAAAAUAAGGAAUCCUAUGAAGAGUGAUGAAGGUGCUCAGAGUCAAAGAAGCCUUGCAGCAAAUAAAUUGUAUCAAGAUAUGAUUUCUUCAUCUUUGAGGCUACAGCUUGAAAUAAGAAAAUUCCUGAAGACUGCUCCACGAGCUUCGAAGAAAAAGAAAGGAAAAUCUGGAAGAGUUUCAAGGAAAUAA